Dioszegia hungarica is the source of this 756-nucleotide messenger RNA. RefSeq lists its product as uncharacterized. The record is from RefSeq and is a predicted model, not a curated record. The transcript is spliced from 4 exons. Lineage: Eukaryota; Fungi; Basidiomycota; Tremellomycetes; Tremellales; Bulleribasidiaceae. The coding region runs from base 1 to 756 and encodes 251 amino acids.
AUGUCGGAAGAAUUGUGCCUUCUACUGGGGAACAAGGAUAUCCCUGAAGAGAUCGUGGCGCCGUGGCGCGGGUACAGGGUCGCGAAGGCCGUCGAAGCAAUCGCUCACGCUGCCGCCUUGUCGGAAGAGGAGACGUGUGCGAUCCUCGAGGUUGUCACAGAGCUUGAAGGAGAAUGCCACAAGGUAUUUGAGGGAUGCUGUCAUCUACCAACAGACGGUGGCGCUUCUGGCCACCCCACACCAAGCCACACUUGGACGGAAGACCUGUACCUGUCGUACUGGCCCGAAGAUUCACGGCACUCCCUCCUUCGGAUGCGAGAUGCGAUUGGUGAGAGCGAUGUCAAGGCAUCCCGGCGCGACAAGGUCACUGACAACAUCACCAGCAUUUGGCUCGCACUGAAGGAAAGCACCAUUCCCGGUCUGAAAAGGUACCUCGAUACCAAACCUGACAAGAGAGCGGAGACCGGCAUGGACCUGGACAAGAAGCAGUCCAACCUGAUUGAGAGCAUUUGGGGGCUCUUCAGAAUGGAGAAUGGAAUCUUGCCGGGCGCUGAUUUGGGGACCUACGCGACUGAGAGCGAGCAAGCCCCCUGCGACUCGCUGGGAGCGACAUCCAGCCCCAUCAAGAGCUUCUGGGAUCCUGACUUUGCUGACAACACGCCUGCCGAAAAGCUUCAGCUUGCGGAGAGUCUCAUGAGCAAGAUCGACCUCUUCUACAAGAACAUCGAUAGCCUCGUCAACGAGGCACUUUCCUAG